Messenger RNA from Chrysochloris asiatica (Cape golden mole), 405 nucleotides. RefSeq names its product chromosome unknown open reading frame, human C19orf77 (gene SMIM24). Bases 1 to 405 code for a protein of 134 amino acids. The record is from RefSeq and is a predicted model, not a curated record. NCBI's taxonomy places the organism in Eukaryota, Metazoa, Chordata, Mammalia, Afrosoricida, Chrysochloridae. The transcript has 4 exons.
AUGAACCAGAGACCUCUCACGGACUGGCUGGCCAUGGAGACCUGGAGCACCCUCCUCAUCUUGCUCCUUGCACCGGUUGAGGCUCAGCAGGCUGUUGAAUACCGCAUGAAGCCAUGGCUUGUGGGCCUCGCAGCAGUGGUUGGUUUCCUGUUCAUCGUGUUUGUUCUCAUGCUCGUCAACCGCAUCUGGUGCUCCAAAGUGAGAGACAAGGAUGAGGAGGAGAAUAUGUUCAGCAUGCAAUCCCCCAAGCCAUACCAGGACUUGGACUUGAGCAAAGAAGAGAGGAAGAAAAGGACUAAGGAGAAGGACAGAGAGGAAGCGAAGGAAGGAGAGAGCAACUUGGGGCUCGAGGUGGAGGAGGAAGACAAGCCCAGAGACAAGGAAGGGAAGAACACAGCCAUGUGA